AAGCUGGAAAGUAAAGCUGUGGCCAUGUGGAGGCAGUAGUUAGUCAGGCCUAUCUUGCCCACAGACUCCAGUGGAGAUCUGAGCCGCUGCGAGCUGCCUGUUUGCCUCUCCUCAGAUCGAAGAUGGCGGUGUCCGUGUUCUCAGGCGUGCGCCUCCUCUCCAUUGGAGACGCCAAUGGAGACAUACAACGACAUUCAGAGCAGCAGCCUCUGCGGCUGGAGAUCAAAACAACCCAGGACGCGGCUCUGAUAAGCCUAUCAAACAAUGAGGAUACGUGCGUGUUUAAGUGUUCAGUUUCGCAAGAGACAGAAUGCAGUCGUGUUGGGAAGCAAUCCUUCAUCAUUACUCUGGGCUGUAACAGUGUUCUCCUGCAGUUUGCAUCUCCAGCAGAUUUCUUGUCGUUUUAUAAUCUUCUGAAGAAUUGUCGUGGACACAGGGGCGAACACUCGGUCUUUAGUGAGAGGACUGAGGAGUCCUCGGCUGUACAGUAUUUCCAGUUUUAUGGCUACCUCUCUCAGCAACAAAACAUGAUGCAGGAUUACGUCCGAACUGGAACAUAUCAACGGGCCAUCCUCCAAAACCAUACUGACUUCAAGGACAAAGUGGUGUUGGAUGUAGGUUGUGGCUCUGGGAUUCUGUCAUUUUUCGCAGCUCAGGCUGGUGCCCGUAAAGUCUAUGCUGUGGAGGCCAGCACAAUGGCUCAACAUGCAGAGGUUCUUGUGAAUAGUAACCGGCUUUCAGAGCGUGUUGUGGUCAUUCCUGGAAAAGUGGAGGAGGUUUCUUUACCUGAGCAGGUGGACAUUAUCAUCUCUGAACCCAUGGGCUACAUGCUGUUUAAUGAAAGAAUGCUGGAAAGUUACCUACAUGCCAAAAAAUUCCUCAAGCCCAACGGCAAAAUGUUCCCCACCAUUGGAGACGUUCACCUCGCCCCUUUCACAGACGAGCAGCUUUACAUGGAGCAGUUCACUAAGGCCAAUUUCUGGUAUCAGCCAUCUUUUCAUGGUGUGGAUCUGUCUGCGCUGAGAGGAGCUGCAGUCGAUGAAUACUUCAGACAGCCUAUUGUGGACACUUUCGAUAUCAGGAUCCUGAUGGCCAAAUCAGUGAAAUAUACAGUCAACUUUUUAGAAGCUAAAGAAGAGGAUCUUUACAAGAUAGAAAUUCCCUUCAAAUUCCACAUGAUGCAUUCAGGACUUGUGCAUGGACUGGCUUUCUGGUUUGAUGUGGCAUUUAUAGGAUCAGUGAUGACUGUGUGGCUCUCUACAGCUCCCACAGAACCCCUCACUCACUGGUAUCAGGUUCGUUGUCUGCUUCAGUCGCCUCUCUUCGCUAAGGCUGGAGACACAAUGUCAGGCACCGCUGUAUUAAUCGCCAACAAAAGACAAAGCUAUGACAUUAGUGUUGUUGCUCAAGUGGACCAGACAGGCUCCAAGUCCAGUAAUCUACUUGAUCUCAAGAACCCCUUUUUCCGGUACACGGGCACCACACCCACCCCACCUCCUGGGUCACACUAUACCUCUCCUUCUGAGAACAUGUGGAAUACUGGGGGAACCUACAGCAUGAGCCAAGGCAUGGCUGUGUCUGGGAUGCCUACAGCCUAUGACCUCAGCACUGUCAUUGGUGGCAGUGGCUCAACAGUCUCCCACAACAAUCUCAUCCCCCUUGGUACAGAUACGCAUGCACUGAACACGGGGAUUGUGAACCACACUCACUCCAGGAUGGGAUCCAUCAUGAGCACAGGAAUCGUCCAGGGGGCCACAACUGCUCAGCAGGGUCCCAGCAGCAGCAGUCCUCAUUACCCUGUCACCAACCAGUUCACCAUGGGCGGCCCAGCUAUCUCCAUGGCAUCUCCAAUGGCCAUCCCCAGCAACACCAUGCACUACGGGAGCUAAGGCCAACAGACGGCCUCUGCAUGUCCAGACCCCUCCCACCCCCUUCCUUUACGAACCGACCGCAGCCAAAUUUAAAAUACCAAAACCAGUGCACCAGUCUCUGACCAUCACUUUAUCCUCUCUCUCGCUCUCUCUUUAUAUAUAUAUAGAUAUAUACAUGUAUACGUAUAUAUAUAUAUUCUAAACUCUCUUACUCUCACUGGGGUUUUAUUUGUACAUAUCCGUCCCGCAGCCCUGUAACGUCAGCGCGCACCGGCCAGUCGAGAAGUCUGAGGUGUGUAAUUGUUACUUAUCUAUGCCCUCUCCACCGCCAGCAACACACGACGUCUGCUCCACAACCAGCCACCAGGAGGCAGCACUUGUUUGCAAGCAUGCUGUAAAGCACAAUACAGACUCAAGACCGAGUGGAUAAGGAAUUGGUCAAAGCGCUGACAACGGGACAAGACUUUUUUUAUAAAUGCUUUACAGACGUGCACACGUUCCCCGUUAAUACACAAACUCCCACCUUUUAUUCGCACAAACGCUAUCAGUGACUGGAUGUGAAUCGAGACACUUUACUGUCGGCUUUCACGUCUCCCAUGACAUCAACUGGCCAUCGCAUCUCCGUUCAUUCAGCAUGGGCUUUAGACGGCCACUUCGCCACACCUAGAUGUCAUCAAGAGAGAUGGACUCAUGCUGGAAAGUUUGUUUCGGCUAGUAGCUCAAUACCGGUGGAACCUGCCUGUAGACGACCAUAGCAUAGAUAGAGAUUGUCUUACUUUCCAUUCCAUUUCUGACUGUGUUCAUUUAGUGUGUUUUAAUGUAGUGUAGUCCCCGAUUGUAUGCGUGUCGCUUGGUGUUAUCCGAGGUGACUCAGGCAUGGUUUAUCAAGACCUCUUCUGUCAGUCCCCUGCCCCAAAAUCUGACUCCCUUUAAAGAUUGACUGCAUAUGAAUUUAGUCAGCCAAUUAAUAAGGACACACAGAUUUCCUCUGCUACCAGUUAAGGAGGACUGUGGAAUGCUGGGAAGGACAUUCGGCUCUGGGGGAAGGAAUACAGAAGGAUAUAAACAGUAAGGUCUCUGGACACGCACCGACCGCUUCAGCAGGAAACUGUUUGGAAUUGCUGUAUCUUAGUUUACAUCACCCCAAAUCCUUUCUCGUCAACCUCCGUGUGUUGUGAGACUUGUCAAGGGAAGGAAGAGAUGAGUGACUAUUGACUAGCUCUAACUCUCCUCUUCUUUUCCUUCCCUCUCUUAAUCCUUCCCCUCCCACACCGGGUGUACGAUAGCCCCAAAGACUUUCGAGUUUUAUGCAUAGGCAUCACUUCCAGUCACACAUUUUCAGUUUUUCGUUUGAUUUAGCAGCAAUCAUGAGAAAACAACCAUGUCUGCUAGUUUGUAGAAUUAACUUUUUCUUUCACAAAAAAGCAACCGACAUGAAAAGGAGCAAAUUAAAUGUUGGAGAAGUCCCAGAAGUGUGUCAACUUA
Molecule: messenger RNA, 3356 nt
Organism: Misgurnus anguillicaudatus (oriental weatherfish)
Lineage: Eukaryota; Metazoa; Chordata; Actinopteri; Cypriniformes; Cobitidae
Gene: carm1
Product: coactivator-associated arginine methyltransferase 1
Biological process (GO): chromatin remodeling; peptidyl-arginine methylation, to asymmetrical-dimethyl arginine
Molecular function (GO): histone H3R2 methyltransferase activity
Source: RefSeq, a predicted model, not a curated record